Eublepharis macularius is the source of this 1515-nucleotide messenger RNA. RefSeq names its product DnaJ heat shock protein family (Hsp40) member C24 (gene DNAJC24). The record is from RefSeq and is a predicted model, not a curated record. The transcript has 5 exons. The coding region runs from base 161 to 601 and encodes 146 amino acids. Gene Ontology annotation, biological process: positive regulation of ATP-dependent activity. NCBI's taxonomy places the organism in Eukaryota, Metazoa, Chordata, Lepidosauria, Squamata, Eublepharidae. Gene Ontology annotation, molecular function: ferrous iron binding; ATPase activator activity.
UUGAAAAACUCUCAGCGCCUAUUACAACAAUUGACUUCUACUCUAGUGCUUUACCGUGGGUGUCUCAUGAAGAUUUUGCGCAAUUCUGGGAGUUGUUGCUUCGAAGCUGUGUUGCUUUUGUCAUUAAAGCAGACACUAGAAAUAAUUUUCUAGUUGUGCAAUGGCUUUUGAAGAGCUACCAAAAGAGGACUGGUAUAACGUUCUGAAUGCAGAACCAUCAGACAGCCUGGCAGAACUGAAAAGGAAAUAUCAAAAGCUGGUGUUAUUGUAUCAUCCAGAUAAACAGAACGCAGAUGUGCCAGCAGGAGAAGUGGAGGCGCGCAAGCAGAGGUUCAUCGAAAUUGAUCGAGCGUGGAAAAUUCUAGGGAAUGAAGAGACAAAAAAAGAGUAUGACCUGCAGCGGCGUGAACAUGAAUUAACAGAAGUAUUGCCAGUGGAUGCUCAAGUUUCCUUUCAAGAUAUGGCCUGGAAUUGCAAUAAUCAGUGUUAUUCUCUCAUCUGUCGAUGUGGUGGAAAUUACACUAUCUCCAAAAAUGAAGCUGAAGACGUUUCUCUGGUAUGCUGUGACACCUGUUCGCUAGUUAUAGAAAUUCUUCGAUGAUCCAACAAUAUUUGAUUUGAGCACGAGGAAAAGACAUAAGAAGCAUCUUCUUGAACAGACAAUAAGAAUGAAGUUGUAUGGGGUUAAAAACCCAAAAAUGCACAGUCAGUGUUCCUAAGUAGGCAUUUUACAUUGUAAUUGUUCUUGUCUUAGUGUUGCUUGUUUAUUCCUAUUUUAAAUACGGAACUUCCUAAAUUUACUCAUGGCACAGAAGUAAAUCCCAUACUCUAAUGCAGAGGUGGUUACUUUUGUUGGAUUUCAUUUCACGCAGGACACAGGAUAACAUACCUGGUACACAAAAUGUAACUGAAAGGUUAUCUGAUUAAAGCAGAUAUUGUAUAUUACAUUAAACUGCAGACUAAUGUUCUUGGAAGAUGGGGUGAUGAAGUCUCUGCGCUGUAGGAGGAAGGAGGAAAUCAGCAAAAAUCCCUCCUCCUGAUUCUUUCAUCACAAACCCCUAUUCUUAGUGCUCCUUUUGUGGCAAAGAUCAUAUAAGAAUAGUGGUUUCUGUUGAUCUCCUCAAGAGUGUGGGUGGGGACAGGGAGAGCAAAGGCUCUAUCUGUAAACUUGCUCCUUUAGGGGUUGUCUGUAUCGAAUCUGCAUUAUUGAAGUAGAAGACUUAUUUUCAGCAGUGCCUACCACGGAGGUCAUAUACAGGUUUACAGUGGCUUCUACUCAUUGCUGCAGAGUCAUCUAUUUGCCUACGUGGUACCAUAGUAGUUAAAAACAGUCCUCCCCUAAAUUUUUAUGACUCCCUUGUUUUCAGGACGGUUAUAUAACUUACUUUAGAUAUAUAAAAAGCAAUGUGAUUGUGAGAUUUUAAAAAAUGCAUGAUUUGUAAACAACUACUGGGAUAAUAUCUAUGUCCUUUGUAAAUGUGUAUUUUAUAACAUUGGAUAAAUGAAGGUAAUAAU